UGUAUGGAUGAGUUCAACUUGUAAGAAAACAAGCUUUAAAAAAAUCACCAUGAAAACCCCAGAGGCCACAGAUGUCAAAAAGGGCAUAUCAGUCCUUUGGGAAACUCUGCAAUGUCCCAUAUGCUUGGAUUUGAUGACUGCGCCUGUAGCUACCAAGUGUGACCAUCAGUUUUGCAAAUUUUGUAUGAUGAAACUUUUGGACAGCUCCAAGCAAAACAGGGCCAGCUGUCCCGUGUGUAAAGCCAAGAUAACCAAAAGGAGCUUGCAGGAGAGUCCUGGAUUUCAGAGACUUGUAGCAGGCUUGCAGGAUAUGAUACAAGCAUAUGAACAUGACACCGGCACAAACUACUUCACUGGAGUGCCCCAGACAGAAAAACACUCAAGUGUCACAGAUGCUGAACAUACCAAACAUCCUCAUAGUGUGUCAUCUGGAGAUACACCCAGCACCGGCCUUGACAAUGUGGAAAGUGCUGACCAUGAAGAUCUUCCACGGUCCAACUCCUCAACCAUAGCAGCCCAGAAUGGAUUUGCAAGACUCAUGGGACUUGAAGAUUCGGCUCCUUUGACGACAGAAAACGAAGGCCUGGAUAGCGGCCUUGGUGGCGCUCCUCCAACCUCUGAUAAGAAAACAUCCAGCUCUACAGAUAAUGUGGAUCCAGCGCAAACAGAAGUGCCAGAAAUUGUGGCAAAAGCUACACCAUCACACAAAACUAGAAGCGAAAGGAAAUCUGUCAACUCUGAGAACCUUUGUCCGAUAUUAAUUUCCGAAGAGACCGAACCCCAACCUUCGAGAAAGUCCUCAAGGAAGAAACGGAAAAGGGAUUUGGAGCCUGAUAAGAUUCUUGAGCAAAAACAGAAGAAAAGUUUAGAGAAAGUCACUGAGUGGCUCAUGAAAGUCCCAACUGAAGGAGGUCUGGAGUUAGAGAAACCAGACGACGAUGCAGAUGACUCCGACAGCUCUUCUUCCGCUUCGACAAUAGACCUCAAGCAAAGCAUUAGUGAUUUGAUUCCUAAGAGAGAAGAGCGAACGAGAGCUCUUGAAGACCAGGUGUUCGGUGCCGUCUACAAACGAGAGCGGAGAGGAAACAAGACUUUCUCUCCUCCGCUUAACGUUUUUGUUGAGCCUCCAACACCUUCAGAAAUACAGAGGGAGGAAGACGAUCUCACUCCUGCUGAUGGUGAAAACAACAUAGAGGGAGAUGGAGAAAUGAUCGAGGAAGUAAACGACACUAGCAGUGACAUUUUUAAAGUAGUGGAGCAGAUGGAGAUCAGGGAGGAAAAUAACACACAUGUGGAAGAUUUGAACAGCUUCCCAGAAAGUGACAAAAACGAAGGUGUAGAUGAGGUUCCUUGUCCUGUGUCUGAUAUUGUACGGCAGCAACCAGCAACAAAAGCAAAGAAAAGGAUGGAUAACCCUCUGCAACAUGUGGACAGUGAUUUGCAGGAGCAGGCUAUGGCAAAAGCAGAAGGUUCUGAGCAAAAGAAAACUGACAAGCGGAAAGGUAAAAACGCAAAGCCGGAAAAAGGCAAACCUGCUCGAGUGCCGAAGCCCCUUGUUCUGGUGGGAGUUCAAAAUGGAGAAACCAGUCCUCAGACUAGAUCAGAGGAAGUACAAGUACAAAUUGAGACUUACCCAAGCAGUGAGGACCAAGAAACGCCCGUCAUGAGGAGCUCUAGGAGAAGUAGAAGACUUCAGCUCUUUGCAGAGGAAGUCCAGGAGGGCCGCAAGAAAGCAAACAUGAAAGCAAAGGUACCUGAAAAAAAACGCAGCACUUCAAAGAAAUCUGAAAACCCUAAAGGUGAGACACUGCAUAAUACGACACCUGAAAAAGACAGCGUGACAAAGGCAGCUACAAGAAACGGAUGUGUUUUUGAUGAAGAUAUAGGAGGAAUUGAAAACUUGGAGUCUGAUGAGAGAACAUCUUUUGUGAAGCCAGCAGAAAAUGUUACUGCAGAAGUGCCAAAUCCUGAAACUGUGCCAGAAGCCGGUGCUGCUGCUGCUUGUGUCUCUUUGGUCUCCAGUUCUUCAAGUCCAUCUGAUGCAACAGUGGUAGGUCCAACGCUUGAAGACGACAAGCCAACAAAUACUGUAACAAACAGUGUUCGGCUGGAGGCCUCGGUUUGCGAGACUAAAUGUGCUGAGACGGAAAACGACGAAGACAAGAACGACAGUGAGGUGGACACAGAGCAGCUACUCAGGAGCUUCAAAGCCACUAAAAGGAAAUCUUUCCAUCUUGGUUGUCCAAAUGUGAAAAGGAGCCGCCGUUCAGACAAAGACAACAUGCAAGUUACUGAAGCAAAGGAGGACCGUCGUGAUUGUUCUGAUGCUCCAAAGACAUCUGAGGCCACCAACCAAGAGGCUUUAAAAGACACUGAAAAGUCAUCUUGUAGCGAUUUCAUCUCUCCUUCCAUCUCACCCGUCCAGACGAGAAAAGCAGUCGCUGAGAAACCAGAUCAAGUGGUGGUAGAAACCUCGAUCCCUCACAGCAGUUGUUCAGAUCAGGACAGUGCUGCUGGUGACCUCAGGAGCAGUCUUAGCAGUGCCCUCAGUCCAAACAAAGUGACAAAAUCUGACAGAGAGAGUUCUCAACUCUCUGUUGUCCCUCAAAUAGUGGACUCCGGGCUUCGCUUCACAGCUGUUGAAUAUGAAGAGCCAAACAAAGCCCCCAACUGCUCUCAAAUCACAGACAGUCAGCUUGAUUGUACGGCGAGGGAUGCUGGCAAAGGAAACGAGAUCAGAGAUAGUUUAGCCAGAAAUUCAGCUGCUACUGUAAACUACUGUUCAGACAACACAGCUGAACGUAUCCCAAUUGCAGACUCUUCAUUAACCCCCGAUGACCUGCUACCUCCAUCCGUCGAAAUAGUCCACAAAGCAACGACAAAAGGUCCCGGCAGUGGGGAGGUCAGCGGCCAUUCCUCCAUUAAGACCAACCCGAGGAAGACGAGAAGGGCUCAGAGGCUGGAGUCUUCAUCCGAGUCCGAUGGCAGCGGAUCCAAAGAGGAAUUACCAACUUUGACUCAGAUCUUUGGGACGUCAGCUCGUCCCUCUGCUGUGAAUCAGGAUCAAAUAGAGUCCUGUCAGGUUGCUUGUGUUACAGCUGAUGCAGCAGAACCUUUGAGCCCCGACAGCGUUAACUCCAGCCAAGGGUCUGUGGACCUGUUCGGCACACCAGAUGAAUGUGACGUCCCAGUAAAUGACAUCAGUGUUUCCUUUGAAUCAUCACAAUUCUCAAGCGAAGUCCUUGUUACACAGCAAAAGAUAGAAAUGCAGAAGGAGCUGGUGAGGCUGGAGAAGCUGAUGGCUCUGGUGUCAGAGGUGCUUCAGGAGAAAGAGGAAAGUCCAGCGAAGGAAACCCAUCAGGGCAGCAGAAGUACAGGCACAGAUGCUCACAAAUCCCAUCUCUGUGACCGGGAUGCAGGCCAAGGGUCAGACGGGAAGCAUGUUCCAGACGCAGGACGAGAUCUAAAUGCAGGAACUUCUGAUGGCAAAGGGGUCACCGAGCGUGGCGGCAUCACAGAGACGGGGUUGAGCGUCAAAGGCACCGGAGGCUCCAAAAUGUCCGGUUUAGCUUCAGUAGCCAAGACGCUAAAGAACUGCAGUUCACCAUCAGACGGGCAAGACGACAAAGAAAACGACAGUCCCCCGAAAGACGGAUGUAAAGCUAAGCUGGUGCUGGUGUCGUCUGGAUUGGGCCCCAGUGAGCAGAUAAUGGUGAAAAAGUUUGCAAAGAGAGUCGGAGCCCGUGUGGUUUCCCAGGUGACGGCAGAUGUGACUCAUAUCAUAAUGCAAACAGAUGAACAACUGGUAUGCGAGCGCACGCUGAAGUACUUCCUUGGAAUUGCAGGCAGGAAGUGGGUGGUGGGCUUCCAGUGGAUUACUGAGUGCUUCAAACAAAAGAAACUCUUAGAUGAGAGUCCAUUUGAGGUGAGAGGGGAUGUGGUGAAUGGAUCCAACCACCAGGGUCCCUGGAGGGCUCGUACCACUGACGACAGUAAUCUGCUCAUGAGGGGCUUCAAGAUCUGCUUCCAAGGGCCGUUUACAGACAUGACGACAGGUGAAAUGGAGUGGAUGGUGGAGCUCUGUGGGGCAGCUGUAGUUAGAGAUCCACUUUUCCUCGACAGUAAACAGAAGUCCCAUCAGCUGGUCAUCGUGCAGCCUCGAUCAGACUCGUCGUCUUCCACGUACAGCAGUCUCUCCAGACGAGCCACGGUCGUGAGCCGCGGUUGGCUGCUGGACACGGUCGCGACCUACACCCUCCAAAACUUCAACAACUACACGACGUGAGCCGAGGAACACGACACUCAGUCCUCUCAUGACCACUUUUACCACUUUUAAUGUCCAGUUCUUAAACCAGUCCAGUUCUGUGUGUAUUGUAUAAUCUGAUGUAUAUAAAGUUUAAUCAAUGGAAGAUGAA
Molecule: messenger RNA, 4415 nt
Organism: Stegastes partitus (bicolor damselfish)
Lineage: Eukaryota; Metazoa; Chordata; Actinopteri; Pomacentridae
Product: BRCA1 DNA repair associated
Exons: 21
Coding region: 8-4285 (1425 amino acids)
Biological process (GO): chordate embryonic development; positive regulation of transcription by RNA polymerase II; double-strand break repair via homologous recombination
Cellular component (GO): BRCA1-A complex; BRCA1-BARD1 complex
Molecular function (GO): metal ion binding; ubiquitin-protein transferase activity
Source: RefSeq, a predicted model, not a curated record